Messenger RNA from Saccostrea cuccullata (small rock oyster), 2296 nucleotides. RefSeq names its product complement C1q-like protein 4. The transcript has 2 exons. Gene Ontology annotation, molecular function: protein binding. Bases 94 to 882 code for a protein of 262 amino acids. The record is from RefSeq and is a predicted model, not a curated record. NCBI's taxonomy places the organism in Eukaryota, Metazoa, Mollusca, Bivalvia, Ostreida, Ostreidae.
GGUCGCAAUACGUCUUAUCACUCCUUAUCAAUAUACGUCUCUGUACAUUCUGUGCAUGAGAUUUUACAAACUAUUAUUUCAAUCAAACCAGAUAUGAGAGUGUUUUUGGUCUUGAAUCUGCUCUUUCUUAUUUCCUGCAUCAAAUCAGAGGACCCAGAAGGCUCAGCAAGAACAUCGAGCGAACCUUGGUCUGAUGAAAUCCGGGCGUUGCGAAUGGAGCUAAUGGAAAUGCGAAAAGAAAUGUCACACCAGGAAGAGAAAAUAAAGCAACUCGAAGACGAUUUAAAGAAAAAACCUGAAAAGUGUGAAUGCCCUCAAACCGAUUUUACUGAAACGGAGUCAAAAGAAAAUGUCCAGACUCAGAGAAAAGUCCUGAGGACAGACGAAGGUUACAACAGAGACUUUCUGAAAGACUACAAAGCUGUGAUGAGACGAUUACUGCUACAUCCAACACCAAGUCCGUCAUCGCCACCUAAUAUUUUACCCAGAAUAGCUUUCAGUGCCGAUGCACCGUCAGAUUAUAAAAACCUAUCCCUACACCAUACUCUGAUCUUUGGACGUGUCAUUUUAAACCAAGGAAACCAAUACCAUCACACUACAGAAAUCUUCACUCCUCGCGUUUCUGGAGUAUACGUAUUUUACGUACAGCUAGUGGUAAGUUUAAAUGGAGAUGUCCACACUGAGCUAGUCGUAGAAGGAGUAAGAAAAGGUGGACACUAUGUACAAAGCCACACUCCAGGAGGGUAUUAUAAUGGAGGAGGAAUGACCAUCGUCCAUGUUAAUGCUGGGGACUCCGUCUGGGUUCGACUUGGAACGCAGCAUGGGACGAACAGCUUUGGAUGGGAAAGCAGCUUCUCAGGAUUUCUGUUAUAUGAAGAUUAAUAAAAAUCUUGCUUAGUACGAGGGUAAUUCAAAAAGUUCGUAGACUUUUGUCAUAACUUUUUUUAUUUAACGUCAUAUUUAAACCAAAAUUGGUACAUAUAUUUUAACAACAGAUUCAAAUAUUUUGAGCAAAGAAAUUUGAAUAUAUCUUGGUGUUUGUCAAAAUUAUCAAAGAUUUAAGACAGUAAAAAUGGGGUCACGGAGCAGGGUCAAUAUUGAGUUAUUGACUGAUUAUUCGCUUUUCAUAUCUAUAGCCAUACCUCUUUAAAAUUGUCCUUAAAUGAAAUAAAAUUCACAUACUUAAAUUUACUAUUGUUUCAUUUCUUCAAAAGCAAAAAGUUAAUGUAAUACAUUGCUUUGUUUAAAAGAUAUCCAUUUAUAUAGACAGAUAGUCUUAAUUUAAAUAAGCAAAAAAUCAUGACGUUGAAGGACGUCACGGAGCAGCGAGUAGCAAUAUAAUUUUGUUUUGCAUUUGGAAACUUAAAAAAAAACUCCGAAAAUGCUGGAGAGACCAGGAAAAAUACAUAAAAUGAGCCGUGUAUUUGUUUAUAAUAGAACAGACAAUUUUUGAGGGGUAAAGACUUUAAAUUGGGUGAUGGGCGUUCUGCAAGAAACAGAUUAUAGUUCAAAAUCUUUUCAAAAGAGUUAGUAACGUGAUGUGCACUUCACUGUUGCGGAACCUAUAAGAGCAGAGUUACAUGGUAAAGGAUUUGAAAACAUUGACAAUCUUAUUUAAAUUAUACUCAAAUUAUUGAUAGCAUACUAGGUGUCAAGUGUUGUGGAAACGUUUUAAUGAAUGAGAAAUACGAUACAAACCAUGUAUAAAAUGAAAAGGGCCCUGUGAGUUUGAGAAAUGUUCUUUAACGUUGUUUUUGACGUUACAUUGUUUUUGAUCGUGCUCCGUGGCGACAAAACAUGUUGCAUUUAAAAUUGUCUAGUAUGAGUUCCGUUUAAUCAAAUAGAAUGAAACUUCAGAAAUCUAUGAAAUAUAUCUUUUUACAUUUAAAAAUAUACUAUUGGACUUUUACGAGAAGCACUGACUUUUACAGUUGACGGUUUACUUGGACAUUUAAACUUUUAUCAUGUACGGAGGUACAGAAUUGAUAACACAUAAGAAAACCUUUCUAGUGGUCAGAUGUAUGGUGUAAGGGGUAUUUGCAUGUGAAGGCCGGGAAUUCACGGUAGUUGGUUUUGUUUUCUUCAAGGACAACAUAUAUGUGCACUGAAAUUACCCGUUAUUUUCGCUAAAUUAAAAGUUAAGCUAAAUAUUUAUAUCGUAAGAGAGCUUCCGUAUAUUUUUCUAGUGUAAAAGUAAGCGUCAACUGUAAAAGUCAGCACUCCUCUUAAAAGUCCGAUAUUAAGAUUUGUAAAAAAUAAUGUGAUGAUAAGGAACAUUGUCAACGUAUUUUUUGAA